AUGACUAGUCGCGAACGUGACAAGUUUCGAAAAUAUGAGUCAGGAAAUGUAAAACGGGRAAAAAAACGGAAGGCUGAAGAGUUAAUGCAGAAACACCGGGGUACUAUGCACAAAUUCUUAACUACAUCGUCUACAUCUAAAAAUGAAGAUACCAAAAUUAUUGAAAAUCCAAAAGAAUCAAAUUCUUGUAAGCUUUUCUCUUUUGAAAACCCCCAUCUCAAUCAUCUAAGCACUAUCGGGACAAAUGACUGGAAACACUUGCCUGAGAAACUUAUAACUCAUGAGCGUUCUGUUCAACAUUUUAAAUCCAUUGAAGCCUGGACAGAAUUAAAAAAAAGAAUUUUGAAAGAAAAAUCUGUUAAUCAACAACACUUGUCUAUUAUUGAAAAGGAGAAAAUUCAUUGGACAAAUGUACUGAACAGAAUUUUAUCAGUUAUUCAUUAUUUAGCUGCUCAUAAUGAUGCAUUUCGAGGUUCGUCAGAUGUUAUUUAUACAAAAAGUAAUGGGAAAUUUCUUGGCUUAAUAGAAAUGUUGGCGAAAUUCGAUCCAGUAAUCAUGGAACAUGUAAGCCGAAUUCAAAAUAAAGAAACACAUGUCCAUUAUCUAGGUCACAGAAUACAGGAUGAACUUAUUAAUAUGAUGGCUAAUGAAAUUAAGCAAAAAAUAAUAAAAAACAUACAGUCUGCAAAGUACUUUACGGUCAUAAUGGAUUGCACUCCAGAUAUUGGACACAAAGAGCAACUUGCUAUUCUUUUGCGGAUAGUACAUAUGGAUGAAGAAAAUGAAAACAGUACGCCUAGUAUACAAGAAUAUUUCCUAGAUUUUGUGACAGUUGAUUCUACUACUGGUUUAAAUUUAUCAGAUGUUCUCAUCGCACAACUUAAAUCGUACAAAAUAAAUAUUGAAAAUUGCCGAGGCCAGGCCUAUGAUAACGGAUCGAACAUGACAGGAAAAUAUCAAGGCGUUCAAAACCGUAUCUUAAAUAUAAAUCCUCGAGCAUUUUUUACUCCUUGCGCUGCCCAUAAUUUAAAUUUAGUCCUUUGCGAUUCUGCUAAAAACUCAACAAUAGCGAUUACAUUUUUUGGUAUAGUUCGACGUGUUUACACAUUAUUUUCUGCGUCAACAUAUCGCUGGAGUAUUAUUAAAAAGCAUUGUACACAAUUCACAGUUAAACAAUGGUCAGAAACGAGGUGGGAAAGUCGUAUAAAUAGCGUGAAAGCUUUACGUUUUCAACUUUCUAGUAUUUUAGAUGCUUUAGAAGAAGUUUCUAACACCGCUAAUGAUUUGAUGGCCAAGAGUCAAGACAAACUAUCAGAACUAGCUUUAAUAUCAAUCGAAGAAGAAGUAUCGUCCACAGUCGAUUAUAAACAUCUCAUUGAUAUAUUCGCUUCCAAAAAAUCUAGAAAGAAAAUGUUUAUUUAA
This is a messenger RNA of Diuraphis noxia (Russian wheat aphid), 1422 nucleotides long. RefSeq names its product zinc finger MYM-type protein 1-like. The record is from RefSeq and is a predicted model, not a curated record. Lineage: Eukaryota; Metazoa; Arthropoda; Insecta; Hemiptera; Aphididae.